GUUUGCGACUGGGAGGUGCAGUUGUUUCUGCAGUUCCCAUUAUCUCUGAUAUUAGUUUGGGAUUAUGUUCGGUGCAGUGGGAGGGAGAGAGAGAGAGAGAGACUAAUUUCUCAGGGAGAGAAUUGAUUUGAAGGGCAGGUAGCACUUGAGAGAGGGGAAGGAAGCUGAAACUGUGAGGCCGCACUUCCCGUUGACUGAACCCUCCCUCUUUUGGAGAGAGGGAAUUGUGGCACUGGAAGGCAAGGGCUCUGAGAGAGGGAGAGAGAGCAGAGAAGGCAAGCCGCUGCCCCCAACCCCCGGCACCUGGAAGAAAUGUCCAGUGAGGACCAGCGUGAGGAUGUCAGGGAAGGCGAUGGGCUCUUCAGCCGUUUUCAGGCAUAUGCUCGUACCAGGAAAGGCAUGGUUUUACUGGGCGAGGCGUUGCUGUGUCUCAUUGUCUUCAUAUGCUUCUGUUCCUCGGUGUACGGUGGCUAUUCCGCGGCCCCCAUCAUCGAACUCGUCCUCAGCGUCAUUUUCUUCAUCGUCUACAUGAACCACUUCGAUAAAACGCUGAGCGCCAUUCACUGGCCCUGCACGGAUUUUUUCCGCUGUGUGAUUGCGGUUGUUGUCUUUGCUGUUAUUUCCAUCAUCGCUCUCACCAGCCACGAAGGAGCCCGGAUUGCUGCAGGGGUCUUCGGGCUGUUUGCUGGCGCUCUCUUUGGCUACGAUGCCUACCUGUUGUUCCCUAAAAUAAAGGGCAGUCAGCACGCACCUGCUCCCACAGAUUCGGAGAACACCUAAUGUGGCGGUUUGCCCAGGGGGUGGGGAGCGGGACAGGAGGCCGCGAAUGCAGGAGCUGCCACGAGAUUCCCGUCCUGGCUCCAAGUGCGGAGGGACCCGUUCCCGUUGUCAGCUCACUGUCACUUUCCCCGGCCUCGAACCCUCUUAGCCUGGUCCCCUUGGCAGCCUGCACCCUCAUCCCGAUCCCUGUGUUAGCCUGGUUCCCGUGGUCCCCUGGAUCCCAAUCCCGAUCCCUGUGUUAGCCUGGUUCCUGUGGUGCCCUGGAUCCCAGUCCCGAUCCCUGUGUUAGCCUGGUUGCUGUGGUGCCCUGGAUCCCAAUCCCGAUCCCUGGAUCCCAAUCCCGAUCCCUGUGUUAGCCUGGUUCCUGUGGUGCCCUGGAUCCCAGUCCCGACCCCUGUGUUAGCCUGGUUCCUGUGGUGCCCUGGAUCCCAAUCCCGAUCCCUGUGUUAGCCUGGUUCCUGUGGUGCCCUGGAUCCCAAUCCCGAUCCCUGUGUUAGCCUGAUUCCUGUGGUGCCCUGGAUCCCAAUCCCGAUCCCUGUGUUAGCCUGGUUCCUGUGGUCCCCUGGAUUUCAAUCCUGAUCCCUGUGUUAGCCUGGUUCCCGUGGUCCCCGGGAUCCCAAUCCUGAUCCCUGUGUUAGCCUGGUUCCUGUGGUCCCCUGGAUUUCAAUCCCGAUCCCUGUGUUAGCCUGGUUCCCGUGGUGCCCUGGAUCCCAGUCCCGAUCCCUGUGUUAGCCUGGUUCCUGUGGUCCCCUGGAUUUCAAUCCCGAUCCCUGUGUUAGCCCGGUUUCCGUGGUGCCCUGGAUCCCAGUCCCGAUCCCUGUGUUAGCCUGGUUCCUGUGGUCCCCUGGAUUUCAAUCCCGAUCCCUGUGUUAGCCUGGUUCCCGUGGUGCCCUGGAUCCCAGUCCCGAUCCCUGUGUUAGCCUGGUUCCCGUGGUGCCCUGGAUUCCAAUCCCGAUCCCUGUGUUAGCCUGGAUUCCCAUCCCGAUCCCUGUGUUAGCCUGGUUCCCGAUGUGUCCUGUGUCCCGAUCCCUCUUUCAGUUUGGCUCCCAUCGCAUCCUAUAUCCCAAUCCCAAUCCCAAUCCCAAUCCCCUCCAAUUUGUUCCCAAUCUCAAUGCCCUCCAAUUUUCUCCCAUUCCCAAUCCCAAUCCCCUUCAAUUCUUUUCCAUUCCCAAUCCUUCUCCAUCACCCGCUCAGUUUUACCCGCUUACCUCCAUAUUCCCCCAAUCUCUCUCUCUCUCUCGCCACACUUACCUCUGUCCCCCACUCCACACCCUUCUCUCCGCUUAUGUCACCCCUUCUCGAUGUGCCCUCACCCGUCAUUCCUCCCUCGCCUUCUCCCUCCUCAGUUCCUAGCCAUUCCUCGGUGCCUGUGCGCAGCCUGCCCUCCCGCACAGUCCUGGCACUCGGGCCUAACGUUACCAGCAGCCUUCGCGUUGGAGUGAUCUGUAUGCAGUACCACCUCCCCCUUUUGCGAAACUGGGGGCCCUUUUGUCUCACACUACCCCCCCCCCACCCCCCUCCCCCGAGAUCAUUUAUUAUUUCGUCGAAUAUCCGAUUUAAAAUACCGCCUCUAAUUUAUACCAAAAAAAGGAUCAUUCAGGCCGAACUGGGGCCUAGCAGUUCAGGCUUGUCUUCCCAACUUGGCAAUGGGAGGUAAAAAUUGGACCAGAGAUUCCAGGCUAAUGGGGAGGAAAUUUAGAGGAAAGAUUUUGAUACUUUUAUUUUUGGGGGACUGUUGACCUGCAAAAUAUUGGCGAUUAGUUGGGGGGGGGUGAGGGUUGUCCAAACAUUUUAAUGCCACCCUUCUUGCACAACAGCGCCCCCCCCCAUCCAAUUGAGCAUGGGACUGGAUAGAUGGUGGGAUUGUAUGUGUUUGGGGUAGGGGAGUGGGAGGUCUGAGGACAGGGUGGGUGUGUAAAGCCCAGAAAUUGGCUCCGAAACCUACAUUGGAGUUUUGGAGGUCUGUUGGGAGUGGGGUGAGGGGCUUCGGGAAGGGUGGGGGGUGGUGGCGCAGGAGAGUUUCAGGUUCGGAGCGGGGAGGGAAGGGGCCAGGGACUAGGGACAAAUAAUCUUCCCUCAUGAGGUUUAGUUGGAAGCUACGCAGCGGCUAUGCACUAGCCUGGUUCCCGAUCCCGAUCCCGAUCCUUCUGUUAGCCUGGUUCCCAUGGUGCCCUGGAUCCCAAUCCCAAUCCUUCUGUUAGCCUGGUUCCCGUGGUGCCCUGGAUCCAAAUCAGUGGUGCCUCGCGCUCUGCCUUUUCUGCCCCAAACUUUCCGAUGCCCCCCCCGUCCCGUGGCCGACCCUCCACCCACCACCCCCAGCCGAGGCAGACAGUCUGAUACAAGCAGGAGGAUCAGGCUAAGGUGCCACUGAGUCGAGUCGAGUUACACGGAGACGGCGAUCGGGCGCGCGAUGCUGGAAUUUGCCAGCUCGGGGAAGUCAGCCCUUCACGAGCAUCCCGUGGGAAUCGGAGACAGUGCACGGGAUUCGAAAUCCGCGCUACACCUCCCUCUUGUAUCCCCCGAGAGGGUGGGUGGCUCUCUGUUUUCCUUUCCCCGCAGUGCCCCCCUCUCUCCCCCACCCCCCACAUCCAAUGCCCUUCCAUAUUCUGCAGUUUCGCGCUUCCUUGCGUUGCAUCCGGGUCUGACCUCCCCUCCUGCUUACGUUGCCCCCAGUCUCUCCUCACUGACACAGCGCCCCCCCCCCCAACUUUAUUUGAAACAUCUUUUCCCACAUUUUGUACACAGCGAAUGGGAUGCAGCCAUUCCCUCAGGUUAGCUUGUCCCAUAAUGUGGAAUGGAUAAAAGUGGGAGGCUGGGGGGAGGUGGGGAAAGGCCGGGAGGAGCCGCAGUCAAUUGGCUAUCUGCUGCGAGUGCGUCCAAGUGCCUGAGAGAUUGCCUCUCCGAGGUACUAUCGUUUUUCGUGCCUUAACACAUCUUCAAUUUGUUGUUGGGGGAGGCGGGGGUGUUGCUUGGAUGCGGGUUAAUUUGACAAAUCCUCGGCAACUGGAGCGCCGAUAGCCGCGCAGGCUAAGAGGAGGCAUGGUGGAGCUUAUCGAUGGAGUGCACGAUUACACGGAGGGGUUUGUUGGCUGUCCCACCUAUUCCUGGCCCAUGAAUCAUUUCGCUCAGCUGGGAGGGAUUCCAGUCGUCUCCGUGCCUUCUCUCUGAUGUAAAUUUCACAGCUUUUGAUCGCGUAUUUUGUACUGGACCCUGCGUUUGCCUGCUGACACGCGCUCGCUGGUUAUUCUAACGGAACCCUGCAGCCGAAUCCUGUCUGCGUGAAGAAGUGCCUUCCCUGUGCCAUUUGUGGCUCAGGAUUGAGUUCGGAAUUUGCUCCGAAUGUGUGGGAGUCAUCCCGGGCUCAGCGUCACCGCCCUGAUGGAGGGAAUCUGCUCUGUUUGGUACCACCCCCGACCGGGCUCCAGUUCGUUCCUGCGUGAACUGCGCGAGUCCCCCAGAGUGACGCGUGAGGCAAUAAAAAAAGUGUUUUCUUCUCUGA
This is a messenger RNA of Stegostoma tigrinum, 4279 nucleotides long. Its product is annotated as proteolipid protein 2-like. Gene Ontology annotation, cellular component: membrane. The record is from RefSeq and is a predicted model, not a curated record. The transcript has 5 exons. The coding region runs from base 313 to 780 and encodes 155 amino acids. NCBI's taxonomy places the organism in Eukaryota, Metazoa, Chordata, Chondrichthyes, Orectolobiformes, Stegostomatidae.